Molecule: messenger RNA, 1859 nt
Organism: Condylura cristata (star-nosed mole)
Lineage: Eukaryota; Metazoa; Chordata; Mammalia; Eulipotyphla; Talpidae
Gene: CFI
Product: complement factor I
Exons: 12
Coding region: 13-1659 (548 amino acids)
Biological process (GO): proteolysis
Cellular component (GO): membrane
Molecular function (GO): serine-type endopeptidase activity; protein binding
Source: RefSeq, a predicted model, not a curated record
ACUGCUUCCAACAUGAAGCUUGUACAUGUUGUUCCGUUACUUUUCUGCUUUCACUUAAGUUUUUGCAAGCUUACUUCAGCAUCUGAUGCAUCUCAAGAAGAUCUGGUAGACCGAAAGUGCCUCGCUGAACAAUACACACAUCUCUCCUGCAGUAAAGUCUUCUGCCAGCCAUGGCAGAAGUGCAUCGAGGGGACCUGUGUCUGUAAACUCCCUUACCAGUGCCCCAAGAACGGUACCGCGGUGUGUUCAACCAACGGGAAAAGCUACCCCACUUACUGUCAGCAGAAGAGUUUUGAGUGUCUUAAACCACAGGCAAAGUUUUUGAAGAGUGGAACAUGCACAGGUGGAGAAACAUUUAGCGUUUCCUUGAAUUAUGGAAAUACGGAUACAGAUGGAAUUGUUGAAGUCAAACUUGCAGACCAAGAUGAGAAGAUAUUUAUCUGUAAGAGCAGCUGGGGCAUAACUCAGGCCAACGUGGCCUGCCUGGACCUGGGGUUUCCACAGGGUGCGCUCGAAGCUGAAAGAGAGUUUCACGUGCCUGCACAUCUCCACGAAAAUCCCCCUGAGUGUGUGCACGUGCAGUGUCGAGGACUCGAGACCAGCUUGGCUGAGUGUACUUUUACCAGGAAAGCCAUUGCUCACGAGGGCUUGGCCGGUGUGGUGUGCCACACAGCCGCGACAGGGUGCCGGGGCCAGGCGUUCUGGUGCAAGUCCGGCGUGUGCCUCCCAAGCCAGCGCAGGUGUGACGGGGAGGUGGACUGCAUCGCUGGCGACGACGAGGUCGGCUGUGGAGGUGUUUCAUAUCUAGCCCAAGAAAAACCAACGUAUUUGACUGCUGAUAUGGAUGCAGAAAGAAAACGGAUUAAGUCAUUUUUCCCUAAACUCUCCUGUGGAGUUAGAAACAGCAAGCUGGUUCGGAGGAAACGCGUGGUAGGAGGAAGGCCAGCGAGCGUGGGACAAUUCCCAUGGCAGGUGGCGAUCAAGGAGAACGAGAAAAUCAGUUGUGGAGGCAUUUAUAUCGGUGGCUGCUGGGUCCUGACGGCAGCACACUGUGUCAGAGCCAGUAAAGUGCACCGGUACCAGAUAUGGGCAUCACUGGUGGACUGGAUAAGGCCGAACUCAGAGACACUGGUUCAGUAUGCAAAUAAAAUCAUCGUCCAUGAAAACUACGCGGGCACCACCUACAAAAAUGACAUCGCUCUGAUCGAGCUGCGAAAACGCCCGAACCAGCAGGAGUGCGUGCUGCCCAACUCUGUCCCCGCCUGCGUGCCCUGGUCGCCCCAUCUGUUCCAGCCCGGCGACAGGUGCGUCGUUUCUGGCUGGGGCCGAGAGAAAGAUAACCAGAAAGUCUUUUCGCUUAAGUGGGGCGAAGUUCACAUAAUAAACAACUGCUCCAGGUUUUACCCCGGCCGCUACUUUGAAAAGGAAAUGGAGUGUGCAGGCACGGAGGACGGGUCCAUCGAUGCCUGCAAGGGCGACUCCGGAGGCCCCUUGGUCUGUGAGGAUAUCAACAACGUGACUUACGUGUGGGGUGUUGUGAGCUGGGGUGAGAACUGUGGAAAACCGGAGUUCCCAGGUGUCUACACCAAAGUGGCCAAUUAUUUUGACUGGAUCAGCCAGAAAGUGGGAAGGUCUCUCAUUUCUCAGUACAAUGUAUAACCUAUAACCGGCGACUUCCCUCCUCACGCCACUCUCUCUGAGGCAUUCUCCUUCAAGUUGAAACAUUCCUGCAUAAUCGGGGGAAAAAAUAAAGCAGAUUUUAUUGGGUAUCAGUAAAGGUCUGUGUAGUUUAUGCCAUUUUGAAAUUCUGCUGUAAAAUUCUGAAACACAUUUCAGGCACAGACAGAAAGUGCCCAUGC